GCAUCAAUAGUUUUUCAGUGUUUCGUUCGGUUUGCAAGAUGUUCGGAGUGGUGCAGUUUCUAGAAAAUGGGAGAAUGCAAGUCUUGGCCGUCCCCAUGAGUUGGAUGAAAGGACACCUACUCAUGUGGCCGAAGUCGAUUGGAAAUGAAAAGAUAGAGCAAAUGAGAAAAAAUGGCACCGUUUUUCACGGUUCUACGAAAGCCAUUCCAGCUCUUCUGGUCAAGAAAUGUCGUAAAUUAGAAUCGGCAGAAGCAGCUGUUGUAGAAUUGGCCCAGAAAGAGGUGUCUGAUCUUGACGGGAAGAAGAAAAUAUUGAAAUCAAUGAAGAAGAAAAAGUCGGACUCCGGUGCAAAGGAUUUAAAUGAUUUAUGUACAGCUAUUGUCCAGAAGCAGACACCGCUAGAUGCCACAACGCAACAGGUCGCAGCAUCUCAACAUGAUCACAAUCAUAAUGCCACUUCAGCGGCAGCAUCAUUUGUGCACAAUGCUGACGACGAUUCAAUGUCGGUUGAAACUUUUGAAGUCAAUACUGCGUUGCCGGUAAUGAAUCUAUCACUACGAGAGAGCCUUGUACAAGAUGAAGUGGUUGAACAGAACAUAUUGAAGUCCUACACUGUUUCAGAUCAUGAGCUAUACAGAAUGAAUCCGACGAAUGGUGCUGAUGUAAAUCUUCCUACAGAACGGCAACCAGAUAUUACGGAACAAACAGGAAACCCGAAUGAGAAUGUAACCGAUCUCGAUGCACUUAUCAAGCAAGCAGUUUUUGACUCGGUGAAUGAAGCUGUUUCAACAUCCUUUGAAUCAUAUUUGAGCAAGGUAGUCGAAAAAUCUGUUGAACAAGCAGUUUUGAAGGCCGUAAACAAGUGUUUCGAAUCUAAUUUCGCUCGACUAACAGCCACACUUGAGGUUUUGAACAAGGAUAAAUGUAGAUGUGGGUCAUCCAGUAAUGCAACAACGAUCGAGAAACAUAAUCUUAUUGACUCUGAGGAGCAACUAGAGCAGUUCAAUAUUGACUUGCGAGAUGCGACUCUACAAGCCAAAUAUUUGGAAUACUAUUCUCGAAUAAUUGUGCCGAAUUCGUAUGCAGGGAAUGGCGACAAUGCUUGUUAUAUAAUCGCAGACUGUCUAUUCACUAGACAAUUUUGGAAUAAAUUCACAUGGACUGGGGUGAACAGAGGAGAUAAGUGUAAACGUGGUUUCCGUGAGUUCGGAAAUGUGACGGAAUUGAUUUUGAAUCUCGUACAAAUAGGAGACCCUUCUUACACGAAACAACGUUUAGAGAAAUUCUGCAAGAUCCGUUUAUUCAGGCACUCAAAAACCAGAGCUACGCACAAGAUGGUCAGAAAAUCCUCGUGUCGAAACAAACGUACGAAACAGAAGGACAAAUCCGUAGAAGCUGUUGGGACAGAUGACACGGGUCGAUUGAUGAAAGCUACGAACAGUCAAGAUGUUUUUCACGGAAGCUCUGAAGAUACGAGUGAUGAUGAAGAAGAAGAGGAUGUUGGCCCACCAAACGACACAUCUGAGGAAGAUGAGGACAGUCGUCUGCCAUUAGAAAGUGAUGAUUCAUCAGAAUAA
This is a messenger RNA of Armigeres subalbatus, 1577 nucleotides long. RefSeq lists its product as uncharacterized. NCBI's taxonomy places the organism in Eukaryota, Metazoa, Arthropoda, Insecta, Diptera, Culicidae. Bases 39 to 1577 code for a protein of 512 amino acids. The transcript has 6 exons. The record is from RefSeq and is a predicted model, not a curated record.